GCCACCAAGUGGAGAAAAUAAAUGUUGUGAGAUUUUGUCUGCUGUUCUUUUUCCAAUCUUUUCCCUGAAAUUCCUGGCGAUUUUUAUACAAAAAUGCCCCCGAAAGUGCGCGCAGAGAAGGUCUAUGAGGAUUACUUGGAGAGUUUGGCGAGUAACCACAAGUUUCGUAUAGGAUUCCUGCUGGGAGCCGAAAAUGUGGGCGGUUUCCAAGGGAUUAUCAUCCACAUGGCUCCAAUGUCCAUUUCCGAAACUGAGGAGCAUAAUCCUCAGUCGAUUUUAAGUGUGGAUAGUGAUGAAAUCGUGUUGGAAGCUGUUAACCUCACCAGAAUGCUUCCCGGAGGAUUUUCUAUUCUGGGACUCUUUAUUGUUUACCCAGAUAAUCCAUUAGAGAAUGAUAAGCAGAAGAAGAAGCUUUUGGAUAUGGUGAAGAAGGUGCAGGAGCAAUUUCGCAUGAAUCCCUUCCUGAUGGCAUCAUUGAGUGAGGAGAAGGACUUCCUGGUUCUUGUAUAUUCGUCCGGACGUGAAAAUCCCUGUGUGUGUCAGCAAAUCCACACAGGAAAACCGGUGGAUGUCGUAUUUGAGUCACAGAAGCUCAAAUGGUACGACGUUGAGACAUACUACAAUGUCUGUAAUGAGUAUGCACUGGAGAAGAUCGGAGAUUCAUGCAAUAUUGAAGGGAAUAUGCAGAAAAUCUUGGGAAAGUUCAAGCAAAAACUGGAACAAUCAGAAGCAUUUGUGCAUGACAAUCCUAUAAAAGACCAACAAACUGUGGAAUUGCUGUUUAAGGAUCCCAAGAGCACGGAGCUUCAGGUUCAGCUUAACCCUCUUCAAUUCUUUGAAAGUGAGGAGUCUCAGUUUGAAGACACUGCUGAGGAAAUUUGUGAUGGAACAUUGAGACUGUCAGGAAGCAUGUGUUCCAGAGUCUUUGUUCCCAAGGGAACAAAGUUGACGGAAGUGGCGAAGAACGCAAAGAAAGAUAUCCUAAGAUCACUAGCUGCCCGUUUUCAACUGUACUGCGACACUUUGCAAGGUGAUCAGGUUGCCCCGGACACUCUGAUUGAUCUGCACUCUGACACUCCACGGAGGGUUUUCUUCACUGUUCAGCCCACUGCAGUACAGUUCUGUGACUAUUUAUUCGCUGGAGAGAAUGACGACACAGUCCGGGAGAAUGUCAGCAAGUCAAUGGACAUUAAUCUGGAACCCACUGAUAUAUUCUUGUUAGCAGAAGCAGCUCCGGAAGCACAAGACGCUGAAAAUCUGCAAGAUGAGGAGAAGAAAAGCAGUCCAACUCAAGACACUGUCGAUCGACCUGAGAUAUACCUCAAAAUACUGGCUGGAGUGUCUCUCCUUGUGGCCCUUGUGGCCGCCUUCAUGGCCUUGCAACAAGAUCAAGAGAAAGAGUGAUCAUUCAAAUGGUCACAUAAGUCAAAUUUCAAGUCUCUUGCCCACUGAACUUUCCACUUUGAAUUCCAGAUAUUGAAGUGUUUGCAUAAA
Messenger RNA from Phlebotomus argentipes, 1494 nucleotides. RefSeq names its product protein odr-4 homolog. The record is from RefSeq and is a predicted model, not a curated record. Gene Ontology annotation, biological process: intracellular protein localization. The coding region runs from base 94 to 1404 and encodes 436 amino acids. NCBI's taxonomy places the organism in Eukaryota, Metazoa, Arthropoda, Insecta, Diptera, Psychodidae. Gene Ontology annotation, cellular component: endomembrane system. The transcript is spliced from 3 exons.